Aspergillus bombycis is the source of this 693-nucleotide messenger RNA. Its product is annotated as MFS monocarboxylate transporter. The record is from RefSeq and is a predicted model, not a curated record. The transcript is spliced from 2 exons. Gene Ontology annotation, cellular component: fungal-type vacuole membrane. Gene Ontology annotation, biological process: transmembrane transport. Bases 1 to 693 code for a protein of 230 amino acids. Gene Ontology annotation, molecular function: transmembrane transporter activity. Lineage: Eukaryota; Fungi; Ascomycota; Eurotiomycetes; Eurotiales; Aspergillaceae.
AUGUUGACCAGCUGGACGCAGAAUUUGCUGUUCUUCAUAGAACGGAUAUCCGUCAAUCCUUACCUGGUCCAACGUCUUCGUCCCAGUACCGACCAUCGGUUCUUUGACGACAGUGUAGUGCGGGAUCUCGCAGCAGGCAAAACUCUGGCGCCCCUGCAUCGGGCUUGUCGGAGUGAAGUAGCCCGGCGCGUGUGGCUACCCGCGUCGGAGAGGCCUUCUGCUGCUGUUACCGCUGAACCGCCCAAUGGUGGUCUGGCUGCCUGGUCGGGCGUGUUUGCUUCGUUUCUUCUGUUCAUCACUACCUGGGGGUUUUCGACCACGUUGAGCGCGUUCCAGAGUUACUAUCAAUCCGAUCUCUUGAGCACGAGUUCCCCGUCUCGCAUUGCAUGGGUGGGCACCAUCCAAGCCUUCUUCCUCAUCUCCACGGGGGUCAUUACUGGACCCUUGUUCGACCGGGGAUACCUGCAUCAUCUGAUGAUCGCCGGUUGUUUCUUGACUACCCUAGGCUUGAUGCUGCUGAGCCUGUCCACUGAGUACUACCAAGUUUUCCUCUCGCAGGGUGUCUGUUAUGGCGUGGGUAGUGGUUUGAUUUAUGUGCCUGCCCUGUCGCUAGUUUCCACUCGUUUCACUACGCGAGGUGGCAUUGCCGUCGGCCUGGUGACGUCCGGGGCCAGUAUUGGUACUUUGGACUGA